ACUACGAUGGCGGGUCGGCGCGGAGCGCUGAUCGUUCUGGAAGGUGUAGACCGUGCCGGCAAAAGCACUCAGAGUCGCAAGCUGGUGGCCGCGCUGUGCGCUGCCGGCCACAGGGCGGAGCUGCUCCGUUUCCCGGAAAGAUCAACAGAAAUUGGCAAGCUUCUGAGCUCCUACUUGGAGAAGAAAAGCGAGGUGGAGGACCACUCGGUGCACCUGCUCUUCUCUGCGAACCGCUGGGAGCGAGUGCCUUUAAUCAGAGACAAGUUGGACCAGGGCAUCACCCUCGUCGUGGACCGGUACGCCUUCUCUGGGGUCGCCUUUACAGCAGCCAAAGAGAGCUUCUCCCUGGAUUGGUGCAAGCAGCCAGACGUGGGCCUCCCCAGGCCGGACCUGGUGCUGUUUCUGCAGCUGCAGCUGGCUGAGGCCACACGGCGUGGUGGCUUUGGCCAGGAGCGAUACGAGGACAGGGCCUUCCAGGAGCGAGCACUGGGCUGCUUCCAGCAGCUCAUGCAGGACCCAAGCCUGGUCUGGAAGACUGUCGACGCCUCCCGGAGCAUCGAGGAUGUGCACGAGGAGAUCCGCGCCCUGACCGAGGAGGCCAUCCAUGCCGCUGCGCACCAGCCGCUGGGGGGGCUCUGGGUGUAGGUGCCUGGGCCAUGGGGCGGAGGGACGUGGGGGAAGGGCGCCUGUGCACUGGCUCCCAGGCCCCCAUUCCUCAUGAUGGUAAGAAGUGUUAGAAGCAGUCUGAGGCCAGGUCCCUGGUCACUGUCACACCCAACACUCUUGUUUUCCUAAGGCCCCACAGCUUGAGUGCCAGGGCCUUGCCCCUGCUGCUCUGUUGUGAACUGUCUGGAGCAAACCCUCCCGCAUGGGUCCGGAAGACUGCGCCACCUUGGUGGGGGUGGAGAGGUCCAGACCAACCAGACAGAUCUUGGCAAGCACCUUGAGCAGCACCUGGGCACUAGGGGUGAGUGGGUGGCCCCAGCCACACCCUGCGAGGGUGCCACUUGGGUCAGCAUCGCCCAUCUUGGGACCAGGUGACUGCCUGGGUUGUGACCCUGGAAGCUGCCCCACAGUCUCUGCUGGGACUCACCGGGUGCCCACAUGGGCCUGGGCAUUGCUGUAGGAUGAUGUGCAACUGCACCUGUGCCCGUGCCCGUAAUAAAGUCUAAUCUGGUGUG
Molecule: messenger RNA, 1181 nt
Organism: Echinops telfairi (small Madagascar hedgehog)
Lineage: Eukaryota; Metazoa; Chordata; Mammalia; Afrosoricida; Tenrecidae
Gene: DTYMK
Product: deoxythymidylate kinase
Exons: 5
Coding region: 7-645 (212 amino acids)
Biological process (GO): dUDP biosynthetic process; dTTP biosynthetic process; dTDP biosynthetic process
Cellular component (GO): cytoplasm; nucleus; mitochondrion
Molecular function (GO): ATP binding; dTMP kinase activity
Source: RefSeq, a predicted model, not a curated record